Eucalyptus grandis is the source of this 6511-nucleotide messenger RNA. RefSeq names its product protein NETWORKED 1D. The coding region runs from base 695 to 6265 and encodes 1856 amino acids. NCBI's taxonomy places the organism in Eukaryota, Viridiplantae, Streptophyta, Magnoliopsida, Myrtales, Myrtaceae. Gene Ontology annotation, cellular component: plasma membrane. The record is from RefSeq and is a predicted model, not a curated record. Gene Ontology annotation, molecular function: actin filament binding. The transcript is spliced from 5 exons.
UUCAAUGAACGAGAGAGAAUGAGAGAGAGAGAGAGGGGCAGAGUCCCUACAGUUACCAAAGUUGAAUAUUUAGUUUCCAAACUGAUAUGAUUCAUGCGCUUGUUCUCCUGUCCCUGCCAACCCUUCUUCCUCCCUUUUCCCUGUCUUCUUUCCUCUGUCCUCGUCAUCACCAUCAACGGAGGCUCCUCCGGAGACGCAAGCAGCAACAGCUAGUUUUGUCUUCGGAGUGAAGCAGAGAGAUCUGAAGCGACAGAUAAAGCAAAGCGAAAGCAAAAGAAAAGACGAGAUGGGUUGAAGUGGGGCAGUCUUCAAGGGGAAGCAAAGGCAGCUUAGAGUUAUUUCCGUUUCAGCUGCUCAUCGAAUUCCAGAGCAAAAGCCCAAAACCCCCCCAAAAAAAAAGAAGAAAAAUUUCGGUUCUUGAUUUCAGUUUUGGUAGUUCGGUCGCGUAAGAGAAGUUCCAAUCUCUACAUGAUUCUCGGGCCUGUGUUUUUAUCGAUCAGGUACAAGAAGAUUGAGAUAUAAGGCUAUUAGCCCUGUAUAUAGGAAUAAGUCGGUCUGACAUUGAACCAAUUCUUUCGCAUGCUGGUAAUAUAGCUCAGCAUAUUUUCACUGGUUCAAGACUCAGAGUGCACUUUUUCCGGGAAAAAGAGAAAAGAAAAAGAAGCUGAAAGGAGAGUUGUUGUUCGGUAGAGAUAUGGCGGCGGCGGCGGCUCUUGCAAAUUCUAAGGGCAUGUACUCUUGGUGGUGGAACAGCCACAUUAGCCCGAAAAAUUCCAAAUGGCUUCAUGAAAAUCUUACAGAUAUGGACGUAAAAGUUAACCAAAUGAUUAAGCUCAUUGAAGAAGAUGCCGAUUCUUUCGCUAGGAGGGCAGAGAUGUACUACAAAAAGAGGCCAGAGCUUAUGAAACUGGUUGAGGAGUUCUAUCGAGCCUACCGUGCAUUAGCAGAGAGAUAUGAUCAUGCAACCGGUGUACUUCGCCAGGCUCAAAAAACCAUGGCUGAAGCGUUCCCGAACCAGGUCCCACAGAUGCUCUCAGAUGAUUCGCCUGCUUCUGAGUCUGAUCCUCGUACACCCGAAAUGUCAUUCACCGGGCGGUCACUUUUUGAUUCGGAGGAUUUCAGUAAGGACUCUGGAGACCCUGCUUCCAAUCUACAAAGAAGGAAUGGAGCUUUCACGGAAGAGUCUGAUUCCAUGACUGGUGGGAAGAGCUCGAAACAGUUUAAUGACAUGUUUGGCUCUGCAGAAGGAAGAGUGCGGCGGGGUCUCAACUUCCAGGAGCAGAAUAGUGGUGGUGGUAGAAGUUCCAAAGCUGAAGCUGAAAUUCAAAGCUUGAGGAAAGCAAUUGCAGAAUUAGAAGCUGAAAAAGAAGCUGGCCAAGUUCAGUACCAGCAGAGCUCGGAGAGAUCGUCUAAUCUGGAAUUAGAAUUAUCUCGUGCACAGGAGGACUGCGAGAAACUUAAAGAACAAGCAAGACAAGCUGAGGCUGAAGUGGAAUCUUUGAAUGAAGCCCUUGAGAAAUUAGACGUUGAAAGGAAGGCAAAUCUUAUUCAGUAUGAACAGUGUCUGGAGAAAAUGAGUAACCUCGAGAACAGUGUUUCUUCUGCACAGAAGGAUGCUCAAGAACUCAAUGAACGUGCUUGUCGAGCUGAAAGUGAAUCUGAAACCCUUAAACAAGACCUUCUUAAGGUAGAAGCUGAAAAGGAAGCUGCACUUGUUCAGUGUAAACAGUGUAUGGAGAGGAUAUCUAAUAUAGAGGAUAAGUUGAUGCAAGCUGAGGAAGACACCAGAAAGAUUGUUGAGAGAGCUGAUAAAGCCGAAAGAGAAGUUGAAGCUUUGAAGGAAGAGAUUGCAAAAUUAGCUGCAGAGAAGGAAGAUGUGGCUAUAAGGUGCAAUCAGUGCCUAAAGACGAUUUCUGAUUUGGAGCAUAAAUUAUCUAUUGCCCAAGAGGAGACCCAGAGGCUGAAUUCUGAGAUAGGGGAUGGGGUCGAAAAGUUAAGAGGUGCAGAAGAAAGGUGUCUUCUGUUGGAGAGGUCAAAUCAGACUUUUCACUCAGAGCUUGAAUCUUUGGCGCAGAAAACGGCCAGUCAAGCACAGGAGCUUUCGGAAAAGCAGCAGGAGCUUGGGAAACUUUGGACGUGCAUACAAGAAGAGCGCUUAAGAUUCAUGGAGGCAGAAACUGCAUUCCAGACUCUGCAACAUCUUCACUCCCAAUCUCAGGAAGAACUCAGGUCUCUCGCUGCACAGCUUCAAAACAGAAAUCAACUUCUUAAUGACAUGGAAGUCCGUGAUCGGGGUUUACAGGAUGAAAUUCAGAAGAUUCAAGAGGAGAACAGGAACCUUGGCGAGCUUAAUUUGUCUUCAUCUCUGUCGAUUAAGAACUUGCAGGAGGAGAUUUUAAGCCUGAGGGAGAUGAUACAGAAACUUGAGGCAGAGAUUGAACUUCGUGUGGACGAACGUAAUGCUCUUCAGCAAGAAAUCUACUGUUUGAAAGAGGAACUAAAUGACCUGAACAAGAAGCAUCGCUUUGUACUUGAUCAGGUGGAUGCAGUUGGCCUUGACUCGGACUCCUUUGGGCAAUCUGUGAAGGAGUUGCAGGAUGAGAACUCGGAGCUGAAGGGACUGCGUGAACAAGAUGCGAGUGAGAAGGCAGUUCUUCUGCAGAAAUUGGCAGUCAUGGAUAAGCUUCUUGAGAAGAAUGUUCUCUUAGAAAAUUCCCUUUCAGACUUGAACGUAGAGUUAGAAGGGGUGAGAGAGAAAGUGAACUCAUUGGAAGAAUCCUGUGAAUCUCUCUUGCAAGAGAAAUCAAAUUUGGUUGCUGAGAAGGACAUGCUGACUUCUACAUUAGAGGCCACAAUGGAGACUUGCCAGGAACUUUCAGAGAAGAACAAGCUGCUGGAAAUUACACUUCAUGAUGCAAAUACAGAGCUUGAAAAGUUGAGGGAAAAAUCAAAGAUGUUAGAGGAGUCUUGCCUGUCGCUUGGGAAUGAAAAGUCGGUUCUGAUCACAGAGAAGGAAACUUUGGUGUCAGAACUGGAUUCUAUUCAGCAGAGAACGGAGGACUUGGAGAGAAGAAACAAAGGGCUGCAUGAGCAAAGUUUGCUUUUAGAGAAUGAGAGAGCGUCUGUCUUGAAUGAAAUCUCAAAACUGAAGGAUAUUUUGGAUGCAGAAAGGCAGGAGCGUUCCCAUUUUGAGGACCUGAGUAAAGUGCAGUUGGCUGAUUUAGUCUCUCAGAUCCUUCUCCUCCAAAAGGAAUUGCAGUCCAAGAAAAAUGAACACCAUGAGGAAUUGGAUAAAACUAUGUGUUUCAAGAUUGAAAUCUUUGUCUUGCAUAAGUUCAUACGGGAUUUGAAGGAUAGAAAUUCUUUCCUCAUGUUAAAUUGUCAAAAACUCAUGAAAGCAUCCAAAUCCUCAGAAGAACGAGCUGCUCAGUUGGAGCAUGAAAAUUCUGCUCAACAAAUGGAGCUAAAGUCUCUCUCUGAUCACAUUAAUGUACUGUACUUGGGGCUGUCCCAGAUAUCCAAGAUGCUUGAAACUGGUGCAAAAUCUGGCUUCCAAGAUGAUCUCAAGGAAGCUCAACCUCUCCUAGAUCCUAUCAUGCAGAAGGUCCAAAACUUGCAGGGUUUGCUCACUGAAACUGAGGAGGAGAAUCUUCAGAUGUUCACCGAAAAAUCAGUCCUUGACACAGUGCUGAGGCUGAGGGAGCUGGAGGUGGCUAAUCUUGUGGCUAAGAUGACUAGCCUUGAUGACGAGCACAGGGUUCAGUCUGAGCAAUUCCUUUCAUUGCACAGGGAGACCCAAGAACUGACAGAAUUUAGCGAAGAUCUGGUACUGAAGGUGUUAGAGGGACUCUGCAGAGAGGAAGUGCUGAAAACUGAAAUGAAGGUUUUGCAUGUACAGCUGUCAGAUGUGCGAGGGGCUUUCCAAUGUCUAAAGGAAGAUAACCACACAGUGCAUGGCGAGAGAAGAUCUUUGAUUGAUCAAGUCUCACACUUGAGUGGAGAAACACGUAAACUGGAAGAGGAAAAUAGCAUUAUUUCUGACCAAACCAUAAGUGAAGCUACCACUUGUCUCGUUUACAAGAGUAUUGUCCUUCAAAAGUUUUCAGAACUGAAGGAAUUGAAUAAAGCGUUGUCAAAACUUCACUUGGUCAACAUGGAACUGAAGGAGAAGCUAGAACUUGUGGAGCACAAUUUGGAGAAAAUGCAAACAGAUAAGUUGCAAUCUGAGCUAUUGGUGGAGAUUUUGGAGAAGGAGCAGACAUCUGUUCGAUCGGUCAAUGACCGUCUGAAUGACGAGAUAGAAAGUAAAAAGGAGAUGUUGGAGAAAAUGCAAACAGAUAAGUUGCAAUCUGAGCUAUUGGUGGAGAUUUUGGAGAAGGAGCUGACAUCUGUUCGAUCGGUCAAGGACCGUCUGAAUGACGAGAUAGAAAGUAAAAAGGAGAUGUUGUGCCUGACAGAAAACAAGCUUCUGGAAGCAGAACAGAUGGUAAAUGCAGUUGCCUCCGAGAAAACAGGGUUACAAAAUGAGUUGGACCAUCUGAAGACUGAAUAUGCUGAAGUUCAGGCGACGGGAGAAGAUCGUCUGCGGCAGAUUCUCAAGCUCUCUCAAGACUGUGAUCAUCAAAGCAAGGAAGCCGAAAUUCUGUGUGAAUCAAAACAGCAGUUGGAGAUGGAUUUCUCCAAGUUACAGAAAGAGCACGACAAUUAUAAAGUCAGGGAACAGAGCCUAAGUCUUGAACUGCAAAAGCAAAGGGAUGAAAUUGUACAGUGGGAGGACAAAUCGAUGGCACUUCUAGGCGAGCUAAUCUUUUCGGAUGUGCGAGAGGCAUUGCUUGAAGAGAAAAUCUGUGAACUCAGUGAGGCUUACCGGAGUUUAAGUGAAUCAAAAUCUGCAGAGAUUGAACAGCUAAAGGAUAGGGUCUCCACUCUGGAAGGGGAAAAUGAAGGGCUAAAUGCUAAGCUUUCUGGUUGUAUGUCAGAUAUUGGUUACUUGAGGAAUUCUGUAUCUUCUUUGGAGAGUCUUGCCGGUCUGUCAAAACAACUCAAGAAACCUGCUGAUCACGAUGUUAUGGAUGCCAAUGUGACCGGUAACCUGGAGAUUGGUAAAGGUCUAGAGGCUGUUGAAGAUAGUACACCCACUGUGCCAGAGGGAUCAUCAGAAAUCCAGGAUUUGCAUAGGAGAAUCCAGACCAUUGAAACGGCACUUCUGGAAAUGGAGAGGGCUGCGACCCUAGAAAAAUCGCAAACUAAGUCUGAACUAGAGGCCGCGAUGGAGGAGAUUGAGAGGUUAAAAUCCAAAAUCAGCUUGGAUCAAGAAAACAGUUCACUUAGCCAUAACGGACCUGGUGGACUUAACAACGGUAUUGCAAAUGGUGUGAUGCUGCAAAAACCCAAAACUGAGAUAACUGAAGCGGAGAAUGAACUUUUGACUAAGGACAUCAUGCUCGACCAGAUCUCUGAGUGCUCGUCAAAAGGUUUGAGCAGGAGAGGAACUUUGGAGGCUGAUGAUCAAACGCUUCAGUUGUGGGAAAGCACCGAAAAGAAUGGGAGCCCCGAGGUCAAAAUCGGGAAAGCGCAAAAGGGAACUGUCUUGCCGAGUGACUUCAAUGAAGUCAAAGCCCACGGGGAACAUCGGAGCCUGAAUCCUUCUACCGAGUCACUUCUUGAGAAGGAGCUGGGAGUCGACAAACUUGAGAUCUCCGGGAGUUUUGGAGGGUCCCAAACUCAAGGAGGCAACAAGAAGAAAGUACUGGAAAGGCUAGAUUCGGAUGCUCAAAAGCUGACAAACCUGCAGAUAACCGUGGAGGACUUGGUGAAAAAGGUGGAAAAUACCAAGAAGGCCAAAAGGGGGAAGAGCUCGGAAUAUGAUGUUGUGAAGGUUCAGCUGGAAGAAGCCGAGCAAGAGAUCGCUAACUUGUUGGAGACUAAUCAAAAACUUUCGAAGAGUGUUGAGGACGGUUUCUAUUACUACGAUGCAAAAUCUGCUAAAGAGUCGGACAACAGCGGGAACAUCAGUAGGAGGAGGAUAUCCGAACAGGCUCGGCGAGGCUGUGAGAGGAUCGGGCGGCUACAGUUGGAGGUGCAGAAAAUACAGCUGCUUUUGUUGAAGAUGGACGGGGAUAAGGAAAGCAAAGGCGGGAAAACCAGCAUGCUGGAGCGGAAAACAAGUGUUCUUCUGCGAGACUAUUUGUACGGCCGAAGCAACCAGAAGGGUAAGAAAAAGCCCUUUUGUUCGUGCAUGCAGCCGCCAACAAAAGGCGACUGAGCCUUUUCUUGUAGAGUUAGUCAUUGGUUUUUACUAGAACUAGUUUCUGUCCAUAAUCUAUCUACGAUAGAGUUGCGAAGUCCGUAUUUUGCUGGUGUUUCAAGAAGAGGUUAGGUCUCUUCAGUGUAGAGAUCCUUUUUGUACAUGAAAGGCCCUAUCCUACCAAAUGUUGCUGCUUUUUUCAUUGUGUCUUGCUGUGAUGUUUUACUCUCUGGUGUUUCUCUGCAUAUAUUUCUUUCUUCCUCA